Molecule: messenger RNA, 1314 nt
Organism: Meloidogyne enterolobii
Lineage: Eukaryota; Metazoa; Nematoda; Chromadorea; Rhabditida; Meloidogynidae
Source: the annotation of a GenBank genome assembly
AUGAAAAUUACUAUUUCUGUUCUUAAACCACUUUUAAGGAGUGGAACAACAAUAAAUUGCCGAAAAUUCGCAACAGCAUUGGCUGUUGAGGAUAAUUUAAUACAACAAAAACAACCUUUAAUUAUUGAAGAAGAUAAUCAAAAAUAUACUUUUUAUCACAAAGAUUUGCAAAUAGAAAGGGCAGAAAUAUGGCAAAUGCAAGACAAACCCGAUAAAUACGAACAACUUAAAUUUGGACAUCAUUAUGCCGAUCAUAUGAUAGGGGUUGAUUGGAGUGAAGAGAAGGGCUGGACACAGCCACAAAUUACGCCUGUAUCUGAGAUUAGACUCCAUCCUGGUGCUAAGGUUUUCCAUUAUGCUGUCAGCCUUUUUGAAGGAAUGAAAGCUUAUCGAGGUGUUGAUGACAGAAUUAGACUUUUCAGGCCAGAAAUGAAUAUUUCACGAAUGCGAAAAACAGCAGCACGUUCCUCUUUGCCUGAUUUUGAUGGAGAUGAAUUACUUAAAAUUAUUACUGAAUUAGUUAGACUCGAUAAAGAAUGGGUGCCUUAUUCUUCCACAGCCUCUCUAUAUAUUCGUCCAACAAUGAUUGGAACAGACCCAACAUUGGGUGUUGCUAAUCCAAAAAAUGCUAAACUUUUUGUACUUUCUGGACCUGUUGGAUCUUUUUAUUCUACCGGAUUUAAUCCUGUUUCGUUAUUUGCUGACCCUUCUUUUGUUAGAGCUUUUCCUGGCGGCGUUGGAAGCUUUAAAAUGGGAUGUAAUUAUGCCCCAACAAUAAUGUUGGGAAAGAUUGCCUCAGAAUUUGGUUGUCAACAAGUUCUUUGGUUAAGCGGGGAAGAUCAGAAAUUAACAGAAGUUGGUUCAAUGAAUAUAUUCCUUUAUUGGAUAAAUGAAGAAGGAGGUAAAGAAAUAAAUAAAUGUAUUUUUUUAUUUUAUUUAUAUUUAGAAAAGGAAUUGAUAACACCGCCUCUUGAUGAUGGAUUAAUUCUUCCCGGAAUUGUAAGAGAAUCUGUUUUAACACUUGUACGGGAAUGGGAUGAAUUUAAAGUUAGUGAAAGUUAUCCAACAAUUCCACAAAUGAAAAAGGCAAUUGCCGAGAAAAGAUUACUUCAAAUUUUUGGAACCGGUACAGCAGUUGCUUUAGUUCCCGUCGGUCGGAUUGUAUUCAGAAAUCAAGAAACAAACAGUAUAGAAGAAUUUAAAAUUCCAACAAUGAAUUCUGGAGCAACAGUUAUGCAACGACUUUACGAAACAAUUAUAGAUAUUCAGCAAGGAAGGAGGGAUAGACCCGAAUGGAUUUAUGUAAUUGAUUAA